Molecule: messenger RNA, 1506 nt
Organism: Astrephomene gubernaculifera
Lineage: Eukaryota; Viridiplantae; Chlorophyta; Chlorophyceae; Chlamydomonadales; Astrephomenaceae
Source: the annotation of a GenBank genome assembly
GGAAGCAGAUGGCGCGCUUGCAUGGGUGUACGACAGCGAUGGCAAAUCGACCCAGCCUAUCAGGGCUGUCCACGCGUUUGUGCUUUUAACUGCCGUUGUGAUUGAUAGUAUCGGGUGGCCAUCCCUCUGCCGGGAUUGUGGCCGCCUAGGUGUUGCACCUCGAUAUAGUAAUAGAGAACUUUACAAUAGUUCCUGAGCAAACUUACUAUUAGCAUCAAUGAGCACACAGGAAAAAGAUCAGAAUACUAGUGAUAAUGAUGCCCAGCAGCGGGGCGCUGGCAAGGGCGAGGGCGGAUCAUCCGCCCGGAACUGGGAUGCGAUGUGGGAGGAGAUGCAGAGGAUGAAGGAGGAUAUGGAUACGCAGAAACGGCAAAUGGAGGAGGAGCGGCAGAAGUUUAUGGUGGAGCGAGAGGAGCUUUACACCAAGUGCGAUGUUCUAGCUACCCAGGUAGCUAAGAACGCCGCCAUGAUGCUGCCGCAGCUGUGUGAACCCGCCAGCAUUACUAGGAAUAUUACCCUUCACGAGGAAUUCCAGCGCUAUAGGGACAUGCGCAUCGAGGCGAGCUCGCUGCAGACCAUGAUCGGCGAAGGAGAUGGCUCGCCGGAGGCUCAGCGGGCUGCGGGCUCGCUGAACCGCUUGUGCAACCUGAUGGACUUGCGCCUGACGUCUAUUAUUGCCGCGGGCCAGUCAUCAUCAAACGCUAAGCAGGAGAUCGCCAACGAGUACUUCCGGCGCUUGCGUGGGAAGAUUGACAACCCCACUGGCGCGUGGGCCAAGGGCAACCUCUCUUUCGGGGACGUACAGCACGACAUCAAGGGCGAGGCAGAGAAGGCGGUAAAGGACUCCGCGGGGAGCAGCAACGAGAACAACCACAAAGGGGAGAAGCGGAGCAGCGAGCAAGCGGGCAGCAGCUACAGGCCAAGCAGCAGCUACAACAACGGAGGCAGCUACAGCGGAGGCGGUUACAACGGAAGCAGCUACAGCUACAAGGGUUCCAAGAGGCCGGAGCAGCAGCAGGACAAGAAGGCGAAGCACUGAUGCUUUGGUGGUUACGGCCGUUUGGGCCUAUGGAGAGUCUGGCGUGUGAGGCGCAGCGCGAGCAACCUUUGGCGAUUAUUAUUUAUUUGGGCCGUUUGGGCCGUGAUGGGCCGUUGGGCCGUGAAUUUAGCCUUAUCCUCGUUUGGAGGUAUGGCAGGAUGGAGCGUGGCGCUGGCGACGAUCGUCAUCGUCUUAUCGCCGUCAGACCGUUGGGGUCGCGGUAUUAACGGAGAGUAACUAUAAUGCAUUGGUAUUUUCUAAGGUCUUCGACGUGGACGGAAGAACAGGAACUUCGAAUGGUUUAAGCGGCCGUGGAGACGGUUAAGAACUUACUUACUCUUUGAUUGCCAACUGUUUUAUCGAUUUAAUUGCGCCAGAGUAAGGCGGAACCCUGGUACUGUACAACAUUCGUCUAUCUGGACGAGUGCUCUUUCGACUUCCCAGUUGUAAGGCUACUAUUCCUUCAA